Molecule: messenger RNA, 1164 nt
Organism: Theileria equi strain WA
Lineage: Eukaryota; Apicomplexa; Aconoidasida; Piroplasmida; Theileriidae
Product: signal peptide containing protein
Exons: 1
Coding region: 1-1164 (387 amino acids)
Source: RefSeq, a predicted model, not a curated record
AUGAAAGCCCUCACUCUUCUCUACUCAUCGCUGAUCCUGUCUAUUUUAUCACCCUGUAUCUGUGGAGAUAACAAUCCCGAUGCUGAUUCAAAAAAGGGGAGCGACGAUAUAUCCAUCCAUAAAUAUGAAGCCAUUGAUCUAGAUGAAGUCUCAAACUUUACGAUUGAUUUAAGCUCCCUAAAUGAAGCUAUUCACAGGACGUAUGAAUAUUAUCACGACGGUAACUACAUUCUACUGCUAAUUCCGCAGAGAAACAUACUUGUAACAAAGGUAGUAAAUGGCACAGAAGACAUCUGGAAUGCUGGAGGGGGUGUAAAGCUCGAGUAUGCCAAAGUUUAUCUAAAAGAUUUUAAACCACAGCUCAUUCUCAUUACGGAAAGUAUCGCUUCAUGUGCAACCUGGACAUGGUACCUAAAGGAUGGAAGUAAAUGGAAAGACUGCAAAGAACGUUAUGAUGAGGAAAUUGACAAGUUGAGGCUCUUCUCGCCAAAAAGAUUCGACUUUAUCCUGGAUACUAGAAAUACAAAUGAUAGCAUAGAAUGCAAAAAAUUCGAGGCAGAUAUAUUAGGAGCUCCCGUCAUGUUAUACUUUACAAAGCCAAACUAUCUUGCCACCGAUGUUAGAUAUGGAAAAGAAUCCAUCUGGAAAGCUACUGGAGAUGAAAAGUGCGUUGCAUGUGAUCUUUACUCCUCCGGUGAUCGACCAUUUAUCGUACUUGUGAUCAAGAAUAGGCAAUAUAAAACGCUGAAAUAUUUUGAAAGAAUAGACGAAAAAUGGUUGCCAAUGGUCUCUGAGGAGUUCAACAAAAAACUCUUGACGGUAAGAAAGGUACAUCCCAAAUUCGGCUACAAUAAAGACACUGAACAGGGGAAACAAAGCUCAACUUCUAACACACAAGAUAGUUGCGUAUCAGUGAAUACAGUACAAAAGUCAUGGUGGAGUGGAUGCAUUGAUAUCUUGAAAGCGGGAAUAACACCUGCAGCGGCACAUUACUUUAUUUGUACUCCACCCGGACUUUCUUAUGCUAUACACUCUAAAAUGCUAGAGGAAGAUGAACAAGAAGAGGUCAGGAUCGACCAAGCAAACCAACGUCUUGAGUGGAGACGUAUAGACGAAGCAUCUCAAGAAACUCUCGGAGACGAAUUUAAAAAGAAGAAUGAUUGA